Acanthamoeba castellanii str. Neff is the source of this 231-nucleotide messenger RNA. Its product is annotated as abscisic acid activated, putative. Bases 1 to 231 code for a protein of 76 amino acids. The transcript is spliced from 4 exons. Gene Ontology annotation, cellular component: cytosol. Gene Ontology annotation, molecular function: aldose reductase (NADPH) activity. NCBI's taxonomy places the organism in Eukaryota, Discosea, Longamoebia, Acanthamoebidae. The record is from RefSeq and is a predicted model, not a curated record.
AUGACCACCCUCUCUCCCACUCUCGACUUGAACACCGGCGCCAAGAUCCCCGUCGUUGGAUUGGGCACCUGGCAGGCUGGCAAGGGCGAGGUGGGCGCUGCCGUGAAGGCUGCCAUCAAGGCCGGCUACCGUCACUUCGACUGCGCCGAGAUUUACGGCAACGAGGCCGAGAUCGGCGAGGCGUUCAAGAGCGCAUUCGAUGAGGGCCUCGUCAAGCGGUACAUCAGAUGA